AUGAUCUCUCUUUUCGCCGCAUCGCUGCUCUUGCUGCUACUUCUCGCCAAUGCCGCCGAUCCAGAUCCACUCCAGGAUCACUGCGUUGCGGAUCUAGACUCGGAGAUCCAAGUCAACGGCUUUCCCUGCAAGCCGAGCGAGAACACGACCGCCAGCGACUUCAAGUUCUCGCGCCUCGCAAAUCGCGGCAACACCAACAACGAGCUGGGACUGUGGAUCACCCGCGCGAGCGUGGAGGAGUUUCCAGGGGUGAACACCAUGGGCUUGUCCUCGGCGCGAGCAGACUACGCGGCCAAGUAUGGGAUGAAUCCCCCGCACGUCCAUCCCCGGGCCUCGGAGACGUUCUACCUCUUCGAGGGCGAUCUCAUGUACGUGGGAUUCGUGGACACGGACUACAAAUUGUAUGCUACGUACCUGACUUGCGGAGAUUUGUUUGUGUUCCCUCGGGGGCUUGUGCAUUUCCAGCUCAAUGUGGGCCGCAACCCGGCGUCUGCCUUCGUCUCGUUCAACAGCCAGCGUCCGGGGCUCUUGCAUGUCAAUCGCGGCCUCUUCGCAACCGAUCCCCCAGUCUUGGACGAGGUGCUCACGAGGAGCUUCGCGAUCUCGGAGGAGAUGCUAAAGAUUAUGAGAGGAGAGAUCGAAGAACAGUUUGAGGGCACUAACAUUGACUAG
This is a messenger RNA of Selaginella moellendorffii, 672 nucleotides long. RefSeq names its product germin-like protein 1-1. NCBI's taxonomy places the organism in Eukaryota, Viridiplantae, Streptophyta, Lycopodiopsida, Selaginellales, Selaginellaceae. Gene Ontology annotation, cellular component: cell wall. The transcript has a single exon. Gene Ontology annotation, molecular function: manganese ion binding. The record is from RefSeq and is a predicted model, not a curated record. Bases 1 to 672 code for a protein of 223 amino acids.